CUGACCCUCGGUGUCUUCCCACAUGUCAGCCCUGCCAAGCCAGUCAGUGAGCAGGUUGCAAACCCAAGCUUGCUGGAGUCUUUUGUAACCGCUCAGCCGCACAGGUGGACGUGUGAGGAUUUGUGCCAAAUAGUUUUGGUUUAGAGGGAGGGGUGGGAGUGCAUUCUUAUAACGUCUCUUGGAAGGCUUAAUUUUCCUUUCAUGAAUCAGUGACAAUGCAGUGCCUCAACCACAAAGCCAAGCACUUCUCUUCUGUGUCUUGAAGGACACGGCUGUGCUGCCCUGACAGGCUGGACGCCGAAGAAAACUGAAAACCGGGAGACCUGUGACAAAAGACAAUACGCUCAAAAGAAAAGAAAAGCUCUUGGUUGUUGUGCAAGAGGGAAUCUGCCCACUCCAAAUUCUGAUGAAAAUAUGGCAAGUAGUGAUGAUGACCUGAUUGGGAUCCCUUUCCCCAACCACAGCAGUGAUGUUCUGUGCAGCCUUAAUGAGCAAAGGCAAAAUGGGCUCCUAUGUGACGUCCUUCUCAUUGUCAAAGAGCACGAGUACUACACGCACCGCUCUGUCUUGGCUGCCUGCAGCAAGUACUUUCAAAAGCUCUUCACUGUGGGCUCCUCAGGUGAACAGCACAAUGUUUAUGAGAUUGAUUUUGUUACCCCGGAAUCCUUGGGCGCAAUCUUAGAGUUUACUUACACCUCCACAUUAACUAUCACUGCCUCUAAUGUUAAGGAAAUCCUCAAUGCUGCUCAGAUGCUGGAGAUUCCAUGUGUAAUUAAUGUGUGCCUUGAAAUUAUGGAGACACAUAGGGAGGCAGAUGAAGAAGAAGAUGAGGAAGAGGAUGAUGAGGAAGAGGACGAAGAGGAAGAAGAAAAUGCAUCUGAAAUUUUAGAGCCACAGGAAUCAGAGAAAUCAGCCAUUGCACAGAACAGUUGCCCAAGCACCUCUAACCCAGAGCGCACACCUGAAGAAGAUUUUUGCAGGGACAAAUCAAGGGACUUCAAAAUUGUUGAACAAUUUACCGAUAAACCAAAGGAGCAAGGAGCCACUUGUCUGGAUGGUGGAACAUAUGGACCCCUACGAGACUUCUCCAUCGAAUCUCUAUUGCAAGAAGGGCUUUAUCCAAAAAUAAACCUACCUGACAGCAGACCAAACUUUUCCCCACUUAUGCCCAGCUUUUUUCCACCCAUGUGGGCUGGGGAUUUUGCUGCCUUUCCUCAGAUUCUUGACCACCGCCACCAAGAAAUGGAAAGUGGUCCUCUGGAUCUGGUAAUUAAGAAAGAGAAAAUUAAAGAGGAGCUUAAAGAUGAACUCCAACCCAACGGCUUUCCCAGUGAAUUUUUUAAAGACCUAAUUGGCCUCAGUUCUAGAACUCAGCUUGGACCCAUUAAAGAAGAGAGUGACUUCAGCACUUACCUGAACUUUUUAAGUGCCACCCAUCUUACUGGACUCUUUCCACCGUGGCAACUUGAGGAAGAAAGAAAAAUGAAACCCAAAGCCUCCCAACAAUGCCCUAUAUGUAACAAGGUGAUCCAGGGAGCAGGAAAACUGCCUCGGCAUAUGAGGACGCACACUGGAGAGAAGCCAUACAUGUGUAAUAUCUGCGAGGUUCGGUUUACCAGGCAAGAUAAACUGAAGAUCCACAUGCGAAAGCACACAGGUGAAAGGCCGUACAUCUGCAUCCACUGCAACUCAAAGUUUGUGCACAAUUAUGAUCUGAAGAACCACCUGCGCAUUCACACCGGCGUGCGCCCCUACCAGUGUGAGCACUGCUAUAAAAGCUUCACACGCUCUGACCACCUUCAUCGCCACAUCAAGAGGCAAAGUUGCCGUGUCUCCCGCCCGAGGAGAGGCCGAAAGCCAACUGCCUGGCGUUCUACCAGUCUGCUAUACUCUCAGAGUAAUCACCAUAACGCUCAAGAAGAAAUGGGUGCCCGGCACCUACCACCUUCACUUGGAAUGGCCAUCUCAGACCCCAAUGAAAAAUGCUUUCUGGAAAGCCAUCUACAUCCUCGAAAUGCCUUGAGCCUGAGCAUGGACAAUCUGGACAGUAGGCUACAGGCUACUGAAGUAAAACUACCAGAAAGGAAUCAUAUUUUGGAAGCAGAGAAAAAUCAAGGGAUUUUUGCUUUUGCUUUGACUCAUGAGAACAGCCUUCCACACCGGCCUUUCUUUUCAAGUGCAAACGACACUUGGGGAAUGAGACUCGGUCACGCAACUCCCAUUCCAGAAGCCACCAACUGAAACAAAAAAAAAAAGAAA
This is a messenger RNA of Erpetoichthys calabaricus (reedfish), 2259 nucleotides long. RefSeq names its product zinc finger and BTB domain-containing protein 7C. Lineage: Eukaryota; Metazoa; Chordata; Cladistia; Polypteriformes; Polypteridae. The record is from RefSeq and is a predicted model, not a curated record. The transcript is spliced from 4 exons. The coding region runs from base 415 to 2241 and encodes 608 amino acids. Gene Ontology annotation, molecular function: DNA-binding transcription factor activity, RNA polymerase II-specific; RNA polymerase II cis-regulatory region sequence-specific DNA binding; protein binding. Gene Ontology annotation, biological process: regulation of transcription by RNA polymerase II.